AUGUCCUCUACAAACGAGGAGGACCCGUUCCUCCAGGUGCAGCAAGAUGUCCUCACCCAACUACAAACCGCCCGCUCCCUCUUCACCUCCUACCUACGCAUCCGUUCCCUGACCACCUCACCCACCUCUCCCGAACUCACCUCGGCCCGCACCGACCUCGAAGCCUCCCUCGCGACGCUCGCCGAAGACCUUGCCGAUCUCGUCGAGUCCGUCAAAGCCGUCGAGUCUAACCCGGCCCAGUAUGGCAUUUCCCCCACCGAAAUGGGCCGCCGCAAGCGCCUCGUCCAGGAAGUCGGCGGCGAGGUGGAUGACAUGCACGAGGAGCUCGCCAAAGCCUCUGGGAGUUCCAGCAGAAAGGGGCGGCCAGGCGCAAGGGGAGGGGCUGGGAGCGACCUUCCCGACCCAUCAGCCUUUGCGAUCCCGGACGGUGAAACCGACGCCAACAAUUCCAACCCUGACUACGCUGCCGAAUUUGAGCUUGAGCAGCAGGAGGUGAUGAUGCGUGAGCAGGACCAGCACUUGGAUGGGGUGUUACAGACCGUAGGAAAUAUCCGGCGGCAGGCGGACGACAUGGGCCGUGAGCUAGAAGAGCAGGUCGAAAUGCUGGAUCACACGGAGCGGCUGGUAGAAAGUCUUGGCGGGAGGCUGCAGAUGGGUAUGGACAAGCUCAAGUAUGUUGCGCGGCGAAGUGAAGACAAGUGGAGCAGCUGUUGUAUUGGGGUUUUGAUCGUUGUGUUGUUAAUCCUGCUGGUUUUGCUGUUGAUAUUAUAA
Molecule: messenger RNA, 771 nt
Organism: Dichotomopilus funicola
Lineage: Eukaryota; Fungi; Ascomycota; Sordariomycetes; Sordariales; Chaetomiaceae
Product: t-SNARE
Exons: 2
Coding region: 1-771 (256 amino acids)
Biological process (GO): vesicle fusion; intracellular protein transport; Golgi vesicle transport
Cellular component (GO): membrane; endomembrane system; SNARE complex
Molecular function (GO): SNARE binding; SNAP receptor activity
Source: RefSeq, a predicted model, not a curated record